AUGGACUCGACGAGUCCAACACCUGAUCAGAAAAAUAAACCUCCUGUUAAUCCAUAUCAACCUCCACUGCCAUAUCCAGCCCGAGCUAGACAAGAAAAGAAUGAAGAAGACUACCAGAAGUUUCUAGAACACAUAAAGGCUCUUCAAAUAAAUAUACCAUUCAUAGAAGCAGUUGCUCAAAUGCCAAAAUACAUCAAAUUUCUCAAGGAGCUUCUAACUAAUAGAAGGAAGAUGGAAGAAGUGAAGAAGGUGGUCUUAAACGAGAACUGUUCAGCUGCUAUGAUGAACAAACUUCCUAAGAAGAAAGGAGAUCCGGGAAGUUUAACAUUGCCCUGUCAAUUCGGAAACUUGGCCACCAUUUAUACACUAGCUGAUUCAGGGGCAAGUGUAAAUCUCAUGCCUUAUUCGUUUUUCAAAAAGUUAGAUCUCCCCAAGCCAAGACCCAUUUGUAUGUCAAUCAACCUAGCAAACAAAAAGGUUACAUUUCCUAGGGGAAUUUGUGAAGAUCUUUUGGUGAAGGUGGACAAGUUCGUGUUCCCCGUGGACUUUAUAGUUCUAGAUAUGGAAGCGGAUCCCCAAGUCCCGGUCAUAUUAGGAAGACCUUUUCUCAAUACAGCAAGCGCUAUCGUCGACAUGAGAGAUUCUAAACUUACCCUUCGGGUAGGGGACAAAUCAGUCACUUUUGGAGUUGAUAAAUCCUUGAAGCAUGCAAGAAGUAGUGAUGACACGGCGUUUUCGAUUGAUAGGUUGGAAGAAUUGUUGGAAGAUUGGAAAGAAGAAAAGCCAAGCAAGUCCACCGUUUCAUUUGAAGAAGAGUUUGUUGCUGAAAGGGACCUGAUGGAGUUAGAAAGACUACUCGAGGAAGCUGACAUACAGAACACAAAAACUGAGCUCAAGGCACUACCAGAUCACUUAGAAUACGCAUUUCUUGAAGAUGGCCAACAACAACCUGUAAUUAUAGCUGCUGAUUUGGCCAAACAUGAGAAGGAGAGCCUUGUGGGUGUACUAAAGAAGAGGCAAGGUGCUAUAGCAUGGAAGACAACUGACAUAAAGGGAAUUAGUCCAGCCUAUUGUUCCCACAAAAUCAACUUAUAUGACCGAUCAAAAGCUGUAGUACAACGCUAA
This is a messenger RNA of Lactuca sativa (garden lettuce), 1125 nucleotides long. RefSeq lists its product as uncharacterized. The record is from RefSeq and is a predicted model, not a curated record. Lineage: Eukaryota; Viridiplantae; Streptophyta; Magnoliopsida; Asterales; Asteraceae.